UAUGAGAGACAAUGGAUGGGAUUCUCUUCUUAGUCAAGUUGUUUCAUUUUGUGAAAAACAGGAGAUUGAUGUUCCUAACAUGGAUGAUGUUCCUUUUAUUCCAGGAAAAUCACGGCGUAGAGCUCCAAAGGUCACUAAUCUGCAUAGGUAUCGAGUUGAAUUAUUUUGUGCAGUCAUAGAUAUGCAACUUCAAGAGCUAAAUGAUCAUUUUACAGAGACUACUACCGAGCUACUUCUCUGUAUGGCAUGUCUUAAUCCAUCUAAUUCAUUCUCAGCUUUUAGCAAAGAAAAAUUGAUUCGGCUUGCUCAGUUUUAUCCUAAAGAUUUUUCUGCAGUAUCUCUCUUGGCUCUUGAAGAUGAAUUGGACACUUAUAUAUCUGAUAUGCGAAGCAGUAGUGUGUUUACACAAUUGAAAGGAAUUAGUGACCUUGGAGAAAAAAUGGUUGAGACACAGAAGGACAAGGUUUAUCCAUUAGUUUACUUGCUCAUAACAUUGACGCUAAUUCUUCCAGUUGCAACUGCCACUGUAGAAAGAGCAUUUUCUGCCAUGAAGAUCAUAAAAAGUGAUUUGCGAAACCGAAUGGGAGACAUGUGGAUGAAUAGCAGCAUGAUUACAUAUAUCGAGAAAGAAAUAUUUGAUGGUAUUGAUAAUGAAACCAUCAUGAAAAGAUUUCAAAAUAUGAGCAAUCGUCGUGGACAAUUGUAAUUGUUUUAGAGAGACUUAAUAUUUUUAAGUAUUAUAAUGAUUUAUA
Messenger RNA from Rosa rugosa (rugosa rose), 752 nucleotides. RefSeq lists its product as uncharacterized. NCBI's taxonomy places the organism in Eukaryota, Viridiplantae, Streptophyta, Magnoliopsida, Rosales, Rosaceae. The transcript has a single exon. Gene Ontology annotation, molecular function: protein dimerization activity. The record is from RefSeq and is a predicted model, not a curated record. The coding region runs from base 2 to 706 and encodes 234 amino acids.